Molecule: messenger RNA, 2927 nt
Organism: Notothenia coriiceps (black rockcod)
Lineage: Eukaryota; Metazoa; Chordata; Actinopteri; Perciformes; Nototheniidae
Exons: 6
Coding region: 1-1440 (479 amino acids)
Source: RefSeq, a predicted model, not a curated record
AUGAAAGGAACAGAUCCUCUGACGACACCGGCUGAUAUAGCCGGUGUCACGUGGGUCACAGGUCGUAAGCUGACGGGGGCAGAGCAGGGGGAGGAAGAAGAGGACAGCGAGCUGAAAGGAAGACGAGGAGGAGAAGAUUCUUCAGCCGGCGCCUCGAUGUGUGAGAAGGCCCUCAGUGAGAUCCUGCAGAGCCUGACCGAACUGAACGUGGUCAAACCUGGACAGACCAUCAUUGACUUUAAUCAGAGGUCCCUCUUCACUGUGACAUCCCAAGGAAUAACUCCCAGCAGCCCUUGCUCUCGGUCUCUGACUCCGCUGGCGUCGCAGCAUUACCUGCAGCUCCUCCAGCAGCAGCUGCAGCAGCAGCAGCAGCACACACAGGUGGCCGUCGCACAGGUGCAGCUGUUGAAGGAUCAGAUGGCUGCAGAGUCGGCAGCCCGCCUGGAGGCUCAGGCCCGGGUUCACCAGCUGCUGCUGCAGAACCGGGACCUGCUGCAGCACCUGGCUCUGCUGGUGCAGCAGCUGAAGGAGCUGGAGGCCGACGCCCCAACAACACCAGCAGGACUGGAGCUGCAGGCUAAUGGACUCGAUGGUCCUCAGUCCCCGUGCGGCUCAGUAACAUCAGCAAAGGCUCUGACUCUGAAUCUGAGGAAAAACUACAUCCAGACGCUGGACCAGCUCAUCACCUCUACACCUGCAUGGCCUCUCCAAGCCUCCCCCCUCUCCCCCUCCACUGUGGACAGUGCUGAGUCCUACCUGAACCUGCUCAACCUGGAGAACAGCGGCGAGCCUGCUGUGCUGGUGAACGGAGACGCUGACCUCUUCAUCAGGGCCAAAGGGAGCGCAGAGAACAAGGAGGGCUCGUGCAAUGAGAUCGUCCCAUUCACCCUGAGGAACUCUGCCAACAUCGAUGAAAAAUAUAAACAGACGAUCCCUAAACUGGACCCUCCACCCUCCAUGAUCCGGAAGCGCUCCAGCAGGACCUUCUCUCCGGGCUCCGGGGAGGUCACGGCUAACGACGGGGCCCCUAGCAGCAGCAGCAGCCUCUCCUUCCCGGACAUCACCCCCAGCUCCCUGUGCUCCGCAGACUUCCACUCCCUCUGUAACGGCGAGAGCAGCUCCUGCUCGGCCAGCGAGGACUCGGGGGUCCGGUCCGAAACCAAGUCGCUGCUGUCUCCUUUACGCGACGACGACGACUUGUUCGGUGACCGCGGGACGUUUCUAACGGCCUCGAGCGGCUGCGACAGUCCCCUGGAGGACAGAAAUGAUCUCUUCUCCUCAGAGUCUUACCCUGCUGAUCCCACCUCGCGCCCGGACACUAACGAGCACCUUCCGCCCUUCUCCCCCCCCAUGAACGACACCUGCCUUCACAUCAGCUUCUCCGAGGACGAGCUGCUGGACAUCAGCCAGGAGGAGCCCAGCGUCCCUCAGAGGAGUUAGGAGGACCAAGACUCCUCACUUAUCAAUCAACUCUUAAUGCAAUACUUCCUGUCAGACCCUCUUCUUUUUGCACUGGGCUCCACAUCAGGACCUUUCAUUAUUCCGUCCACUUUGACACAGUCCAAACAUAGCAUAUACCAGUUAAUGAUGAAUAAUCUAUUGUAUAAAUUAUUAGCCAAUGGACAGAUUUAGUAUUUUUGUAAUGAAUUCUAAUCUUAUUUUACUUUGUAGUGGCUAGAAUGUUAAGCAGAAUACAUGUAGCAAUUCUUGCACUGUUAAGGUCACAUGUAUGUUAGAAAGUAAAGGGAACACAUUUUAUUUUUGCUAGUAGUCUACCUUAAAAUGUUAUUUUGUAUGAUGCUUCUUCUGUGGUGCAAACUUUUGUGGGAAAUAUUGUUUUCUGCAGAUUUCACAGAGUGAUCACAGGGAUGUUGGGAUAAGCCUCGCCUUCUGAAAAGCACUGGACCCGAGUAUGGAGGGAAAGAAAAGAAACAGAAAGUCAGGAGAAAAGAAAAAGAGAGGAUAGAAGUAAGCAGUGUUUUGAUUUAUGCACAUCAAUUUGUGGCUGUGUGGGUGUUUAGUUUUCAUUCACAGAGUUGAGAUGGUUUAGGAAGGUUUUGAGCUACUUGUAUUUUAAUUAGAUUUUGACUUGCAUGCUUUAAAGUAGAAAAUAAAUGCCAUAUACGAAUAGAUUUUGUAUUUAGGAUUGUUGUAAUCCUUCAAAAGCAUUUAAUUUAUGAUAUUUGAGUUGUGAGAAACAACAAAGUAGGAAGGCAAACCCUCGAAAAUCAUGCAGGAAAGCUUUGUAUUGCACAUGUGUCAGUGUGGAGAGUGGGUUAUUAAAUGCACCCCCACACACAAUGGGACGAUAAUUGGGCAAUCACAGAGGGCCUUGGAGAAAGACAGCUUGGCAGACACUCAAUUUGAGAAAUCCUGAACCACCAGCAAAAUGUUUCAUCAAUUAAGCUGACAUUUUAUAUACUUAUAUCGGUAUAGAGCUACAACUAUUAGUCAAUAAGUCGUUAUUAAAGACAAUUAACCGACUGUAAGAUGAAUUGGUCGGAUUAAAGUCCGAUUUUAGGCACAAAUGCCCCAAAUAAUACUAGUUUGAGCUUUUCAAAUGUAAUGGAAUUGGCUCAUUUUUUAUUUUCUCUGAAUAUAUUUCAUGGAUUAAGUGUUAAAAAAACACAAGAAUAUGAUUGGCAGAUAAUGAAAGUAAUCAUUUACUACAUGCGUUUCAUCAAAUGCAUGUGGCAAGAUUUUACUGUAAAGUUUUUUAGUCAAUUGAGCGCAGGUCUAACCCUUGACAGGUAGAAGAAAUAAUAAAUGGACAGGAGAGGAAAAGCAGUGCAGGAGAUAAGAGUGACGGUGCAGGUGUUAAACGCCCAGAGGCCAAGCUUUUAACACCCAGAAACGCGGCUUUUCUCACCAUCGCAUGAGGCGGGAAGCUAAAACAGCAAUAACACGUGGAAGAAAAUAAUAAUAAA